Messenger RNA from Rhodamnia argentea, 1504 nucleotides. RefSeq names its product putrescine hydroxycinnamoyltransferase 3-like. The transcript has a single exon. Bases 33 to 1376 code for a protein of 447 amino acids. The record is from RefSeq and is a predicted model, not a curated record. Lineage: Eukaryota; Viridiplantae; Streptophyta; Magnoliopsida; Myrtales; Myrtaceae. Gene Ontology annotation, molecular function: acyltransferase activity, transferring groups other than amino-acyl groups.
AGCCUUCGAAACGAAAAACCAGCUUUGGCAACAUGAAGGUCAAGAUAGAGAGCUCAAGGAUCAUCAAACCUUGUUAUGAUGGUCCUCCUCCGUCGACCACCACCUGCAUUCCUCUUAGCCCUUUCGAUAACACGAACUAUGAUGGCCAAAUAGCGGUUAUCUACGCCUAUCGUCCCCCGACACCUCCCAACCUCACCGUCAAACUAGGGUUGCAAAAGGUUUUGUCGGCGUACAGAGAGUGGGCGGGAAGGUUGGGUAAGAACGAGGAAGGCGAUCCGGUCAUUGUCUUGAAUGACAAAGGGGUUCGGUUCGUCGAGGCAUCUGUCGAUGAUCCCGUCGACGAAUCGAUGCCCUCUAAGCCGUCGCCCGUUUUACUGACUCUUCACCCGCCCCUGAAGGGCGUGGAGGAGUUGGUCCAAGUUCAGCUUACCAGGUUCAGUUGUGGCUCGCUCGUGGUCGGGUUCAGCGCUCACCACCGCGUAGCCGACGGUCACGCCACUAGCAACUUCUUGGUUGCAUGGGGAAAGGCUUGCCGAGGACUCGAGAUGGGACCGCUUCCGACGCAUGACCGAACCAUAUUCGUUCCUCGAGAUCCGCCAAAGUCCGAUUUCCAGCACAAGGGGGCGGAGUACACAAGCAAGAAGCCAAACGAGAGCGAUGAUGAUUUUGAUGACAGCAUUCUCGCCGAAGAAGUUGUGAUUGACAAAGUCCAUUUUACGACGGAUUUUCUUGCCAAGCUCAAAUCUAGCGCUUCUUUGUCCCUUAAUGAGGAUAUAAGAAGUAUCGCACGUUCGAAUGGCCCAACACAGCCCAACAAAAUGUAUACCACGUUCGAGUGCCUGGUUGCUCAUCUAUGGAGAGGCAUAACUCGGGCUCGUGCAUUGAGUGGUUCCGAGACGACUCAGGUGAGAAUCGCCGUAGACGGCCGAAUGAGGCUGAACCCCAGAGUACCAAACAAUUAUUUCGGCAACUUGGUCCUUUGGGCUUUCCCGGAGGCUAAGGUCAAGGAUCUCUUGAACGAGCCGACGUCGUACGCGACGAAGGUCAUCCACGAGGCCGUUUCCAAGGUGGACGACCGUUACUUCAAGUCGUUCAUCGACUUCGCAAGCCAUGCGUUGAAGGGGGAAGAUCUCCAUCCCACGCAGAACAUAAACCCGUCCCCGGCCGAUCUGGAGGUGGAUAGCUGGCUGCGAUUUCCGUUCUACGACCUGGAUUUCGGCUGCGGGAGCCCUUACCUGUUCAUGCCCUUUUACUUCCCGACGGAGGGAAUCAUACUUCUUUCCCCUUCUUUUAAGGGCGAUGGAAGCAUAGAUGCGUUCAUACCACUUCACAAAGAUCACCUGGAGAGGUUUAAAGAUAGCUGCUAUACCCUCUAAACAGAUGAAGUCCUCGAGAGAAAAUAAAGUAUUUAUUUCACAUCAUGUGUUGGUGGGUCGUCCGUAGUAUAUGCUCUUUGCAUGGAAGCAUAUACGAGGUUGCUCGAUAGAAGUUGUGAUUUGUCCCC